This is a messenger RNA of Sebastes umbrosus (honeycomb rockfish), 1283 nucleotides long. RefSeq names its product fibrinogen-like protein 1. The transcript is spliced from 7 exons. Bases 92 to 1090 code for a protein of 332 amino acids. NCBI's taxonomy places the organism in Eukaryota, Metazoa, Chordata, Actinopteri, Perciformes, Sebastidae. Gene Ontology annotation, biological process: regulation of immune response; negative regulation of T cell activation. The record is from RefSeq and is a predicted model, not a curated record.
GUCUGUGAGACUAUAUCGAUGAUAUAGAGUGAGACGAGAGAGUGGAGCAGUUUGAUUCAGUCACCAAUCAGUGAUCAGUGAAUCAGUGAUUAUGGGAAUGCUGAGGACAUCAGUGGCCUUUCUUCUUCACAUGGCUGCCUCUCUGGCGGCCCCUGUGCCGUGUGAGGAGACGGUGGUCCGUCUGGAGGCAGAGAUCCAGGGCCUGAUGAAGGUGAUCGACGACCAGCAUCGCUACGUCCAGGAGCUCCACAGCAGCCAGGUCCAGCAGCUGGCUCACAUACCCAACACACACCUGGACCCUGAGAACCUCCAUAGAGACUGCUCCGAGGUGUUUGCAGACGGUAAUGUGGCCAGCGGGCUGUAUGUGAUUCGUCCAGGCGGCUCUCCCACCGCACUGAGUGUCUACUGUGACAUGAACAACGGAGGAGGAUGGACCGUCUUCCAGAGGAGGAGAGACGGCAAAGAGAGCUUUGAUAGAGCGUGGCUGGAGUACAAGCAUGGAUUUGGAGACCUCUACUCGCCUGAUGGUGAAUUCUGGCUGGGCAAUGAACCUCUACACGACCUCACCUCACAAGGAAACCACGACCUGCGGAUCGACAUGGAGGACUUUGAGGGUAAUCAGCGCUACGCAGAGUAUAAGAAGUUCAAAGUGGAUGAUGAAAAGGACCAGUACCAGUUACAUUUGGGAGAGUACACUGGGAAUGCAGGGGACGCCCUGGCUGAUGUUUACGGCCCCCCCUCUGCUGGGCAGAGAUGGACUGGUCCAGGCUUGGGGUCAACAAGCGGGGUCAAGUUCAGCACCUGUGACAAGCUGAAUGACAGCGAUGCGGGAAGCAACGGCAGGUGUAUCAGACACAGCAGGUCAGGCUGGUGGUUCAGCAGGUGCGAUUCAGGCAACUUGAACGGUCACUACUACAAAGGGCCGUAUCAAGCGAUGGCCGAUGACAGGGUGGUGUGGUACACGUGGCACGGUUGGUCGUACUCCAUCAAAUCCGUCGUCAUGAUGGUACGAGCCGCCGACCUCGAGCAUCCGCCACCGGUCAUCGCGCCGUUACCGGGACAACUCGACCCCGCCCAAAGAGGCAGGUGACGUCACCGGCGGUCCUCACGGCCGAUAGGCUGAAAGCAACAUGUGUCUCCUCACUAGAGCUGGAAACAGAUCUGACUUCAUUCACAUCCUUUACAGGGAACAAAUCAGUGUCCUCUCACUCCAGCCUGUCCUGUACUCUGUUGUUUGACUGUUGUUUUAACACUGAAAAUAAAACAAUGUUGCUUUAAUAUAA